This is a messenger RNA of Trifolium pratense (red clover), 2559 nucleotides long. Its product is annotated as acetyl-coenzyme A synthetase, chloroplastic/glyoxysomal. Lineage: Eukaryota; Viridiplantae; Streptophyta; Magnoliopsida; Fabales; Fabaceae. The record is from RefSeq and is a predicted model, not a curated record. Gene Ontology annotation, molecular function: AMP binding; acetyl-CoA synthetase activity. The transcript has 19 exons. Bases 130 to 2391 code for a protein of 753 amino acids.
AUCCAAAAAAAACAAAAAAAAAAUUCAGUGAACAAUUUUAUCUGAAUUUCAGAAUUAAAAUAAAGUUUAACAAACAGAGGUGGACACAGCUAACCUCGACCCUUAUCACUAAUUAAUUCCUAUGAUAAUAUGGUGAUGAUAAUGUUAUCACAAGGUGUAUUGGAUCCAAUUCUCUGUUCAACUCCAUCAUCACUGAACAACAACAAGAAACCAUUGUCUUCUUCUUCUUCCUCUGUUUCUUCUCUGUUCUGUAGCGAUAACAUCAAUUAUAGAACUGGAAGAAGAAGCUUUUUGAUGGCUUCAAUUCAUAGAACAAACAAUUUUCUACGCCAUUUGGAAUCAAUGAAGAUUCUUCCAUCUGGUGCUGGUUGCAUUCCUCAUUUGAAUGCUGUUAUUCUCGGUGAAUCUCUCGCUACUGAAGAAAAUGAUUAUGUUCUUCCUAGCGAACAAUUCGCUUCCCAAGCAAAUGUUCAGUCUCCAGAACAGUAUUUGAAGAUGUAUAAGAGAUCAAUUGAGGAUCCUGCUGGAUUUUGGUCUGAAAUUGCAUCAGAGUUCUAUUGGAAACAAAAAUGGGGUGAUCAAGUUUGUAAAGAAAAUUUUGAUGUUAGGAAAGGAAAUAUUAACAUUGAGUGGUUCAAAGGUGGGAUCACCAACAUAUGUUAUAAUUGUUUGGAUAGAAAUGUUGAAGCUGGACUUGGUGAUAAAGUAGCUUUUUAUUGGGAAGGGAAUGAACUCGGCGUUGAUGCUACCUUAACAUACACUCAGCUUCUCCAUCAAGUUUGUCAGGUUGCAAAUUACCUAAAAGAUAUUGGUGUGAAAAAGGGAGAUGCUGUGAUUAUUUAUUUGCCGAUGCUUAUGGAGCUUCCUAUCACAAUGCUUGCAUGUGCCCGCAUUGGUGCUGUUCAUUCGGUUGUAUUUGCCGGUUUUUCUUCAGAAUCUCUUUCACAGAGAAUCGUUGAUUGUAAGCCAAAAGUUGUAAUUACUUGCAAUGCUGUUAAAAGGGGCUCUAAGGUUAUCUAUCUGAAAGACAUAGUUGAUACUGCCAUCAAGGAUUCAACUCAAAAUGGGGUCUCUAUAGAUGUAUGCCUAGCUUAUGAUAAUGCAUCUGCGUUGAAGAGGGAAGAUACUAAAUGGACGGAAGGGCGAGAUAUAUGGUGGCAGGAUGUCGUUCCUCGAUAUCCAACUACUUGUCCAGUGGAGUGGCUUGAUGCAGAAGAUCCACUUUUUCUACUCUAUACAAGUGGGAGUACCGGAAAACCUAAGGGUGUUGUCCAUACAACUGGAGGUUACAUGGUAUACACUGCAACAACAUUUAAGUACGCAUUUGACUACAAGCCAUCUGACAUCUACUGGUGUACAGCUGAUUGUGGUUGGAUUACGGGGCACAGCUAUGUCACGUAUGGACCCAUACUCAAUGGUGCAACUGUUGUCCUGUAUGAAGGGGCUCCCAAUUAUCCUGAUGCUGGGCGUAGUUGGAACAUUGUUGACAAAUAUAAAGUAUCAAUAUUCUACACUGCCCCUACGUUGGUGCGGUCCCUCAUGCGUGAUGGUGACGAGCAUGUAACCCGCUACUCGAGGAAAUCUUUACGAGUCUUGGGAAGUGUAGGGGAACCUAUAAAUCCAAGUGCAUGGAGAUGGUUUUACAAUGUAAUUGGAGAUUCAAGAUGCCCUAUCUCUGAUACUUGGUGGCAAACGGAAACUGGUGGUUUCAUGAUAACUCCACUACCUGGUGCUUGGCCCCAGAAACCUGGUUCUGCCACUUGCCCUUUCUUUGGAGUUCAGCCUGUCAUAGUGGAUGAGAAUGGUGUUGAGAUCGAAGGCGAGUGCAGUGGUUAUUUGUGUGUUAAGAGUUCAUGGCCAGGAGCAUUCAGAACUUUGUAUGGUGAUCAUGAACGAUACGAAACAACAUAUUUCAAGCCCUUUGCUGGCUACUAUUUCAGUGGUGAUGGCUGCAGCAGGGAUAAAGAUGGAUACUAUUGGCUUACCGGAAGAGUUGACGAUGUCAUCAAUGUCAGUGGGCAUCGUAUUGGCACAGCUGAAGUGGAAUCAGCUCUAGUUUCACAUCCAAAAUGUGCCGAAGCUGCCGUUGUAGGUGUUGAGCACGAGGUUAAAGGACAGAGUAUAUAUGCUUUUGUUACUCUUGUGGACGGUGUUCCAUACAGUGAGGAACUGCGGAAGGAUCUCGUACUCACAGUUCGAAAGCAGAUAGGAGCCUUUGCAGCACCUGACAAAAUCCAUUGGGCACCUGGCCUUCCAAAAACAAGGAGCGGAAAGAUAAUGAGAAGAAUUCUUAGAAAAAUUGCUUCUAGGCAGUUAGAUGAACUCGGAGAUACAAGUACCCUUGCAGAGCCAAAUGUGGUUAACCAACUUAUUGAACUUGCUGAUUCAUGAAGUCUCAAACUUUGUACCAUUGAAGGUAUAUUACUAGAAAAAUAGAUCAAUUACAGGCUUUGUAGUCAAUUGGAAUUGAGAGAACAAUUUUUACAUUAUACAUAUGUUGUCUGUAUUUUUGAGAAUAAUAAUGCCCAUUUAUGUGAUAAAUAAAUAAUUUAGUUUGAA